Messenger RNA from Mesocestoides corti, 1563 nucleotides. NCBI's taxonomy places the organism in Eukaryota, Metazoa, Platyhelminthes, Cestoda, Cyclophyllidea, Mesocestoididae. The record is from the annotation of a GenBank genome assembly.
AUGUUUACAACCCCUCAAAUAGAUUACUCAUAUCUUCCUGACACGGACGAACAAGUUUGGAUUCUGGGUACUAGUCGAAGUUCUUUAAAGGAUCGUGUUGAGAUCUCUGAUGAUAUUCGUUCGAGGCUGUGGUUUACUUAUCGAAAAGGCUUUGUCCCAAUUGGCGAUACGAACGGCCCAACAACAGACACUGGAUGGGGUUGCAUGCAUCGGUGUGCUCAAAUGUUAGUUGGGCAAGCGCUAAUCCAACUCCACCUCGGUAGAGAAUGGCGCUGGAACCCCGAUCGACCGGAUGUAAAGUAUCGGCGCAUUUUAGAGAUGUUUCAAGAUAAACCGAACGCCCCUUAUUCUAUUCACAGAAUUAGUAAGCUCGCUACCAGUAACUCUUCAAAAUCAUACUAUUUCUUUUUUUACUUGAUUGCUGUUUUCAUUCCAUUAUUAGCCACAGAAGCAAUCACAGGUGACAAAAAACCUGUCAACAGUUGGUUAGGACCCAAUACAGCCGCCCAGACUUUAAAGAAACUCUCCGUUUUCGAUCGUUGGUCAAACCUUGCUAUUCACGUAACCACCGAAGAUGGGAUUGUGGUCCCAGAAAUCAAUAAUGUGGUCAGUUGUUCUAAGCAAGAAAAUCGCCCUAGUUUUCUUCUGGAUUUUACUCCACUCGUUAGCUCCUCCGCCUUUGCUCUUGCAGAAAUGCUUUGUCGUCAGAGUUCCACGUCGUCGCGGUGUAAUCUGCAGUCCCAACCAGCGGAUGAGGUGCCUCGAAAAUCUCCCGAAAAAUCGCCCCCCUCUUCUUCCCCAAUCUCCCACGAAUUCCUUCACUACUACACAGCCCUGAAGAAUAGUGAGAGACCAGUCAUUGUGAGCAACCCCAUUAGCAGGGAACUCGACGACGACUCGGUAGAGAUCAUUCUUCCCCCAGUGUACAGCGUGCCAGACAACUUGUGCGCCAAUCCGCUGGACCCCAAGCCCGAUGGGGGUUCACCCCCUCCCCCCUCCGAGGUCCCCACGUCGCCAAAUCCCCCCGUUCCGGUGUGGCGUCCCCUACUCCUGAUUGUCCCUUUACGACUUGGCCUCCACGAGUUCAACAUGUGCUACGCGGCCGCACUUAAAGGCUUAUUCAAGCUGCCGCAGUGCGUGGGCAUAAUGGGCGGACGGCCGAAUCACGCGCUCUGGCUAAUUGGCAGUGUUGGCGACCACGUGCUCUGCCUGGACCCGCACACAACUCAGCCCUCGGUCGGUGGCGGCGGCGAAGAUGUGGCCUCGCUCGACGCCUCCUUCCACUCCUCCACGGCGGUGCGACUGCCCUUCGCCCGCCUCGAUCCGUCCCUCGCGGUGGGCUUUGUGUGCGCCACGGAGGCCGAGUUCGACGCCCUGCGGACGGACCUUCUUGCUGACGUCCUCUCGAACCGCCUCUCACCGCCCAUCUUCGAGAUCCACGAGGUCCGACCCCACAAUAUGCCACCGCCGUCUUUUGCUUCGUUGCGGACGCCCGAUGAGUGGAGUUACUUGUACGUCCAGUCGCCAUCACCUAGAUUUUAUUGGGUUACGGUUCUAGGGUAG